Messenger RNA from Plasmodium relictum, 6156 nucleotides. RefSeq names its product eukaryotic translation initiation factor subunit eIF2A, putative. NCBI's taxonomy places the organism in Eukaryota, Apicomplexa, Aconoidasida, Haemosporida, Plasmodiidae. Bases 1 to 6156 code for a protein of 2051 amino acids. Gene Ontology annotation, cellular component: cytosolic small ribosomal subunit. The record is from RefSeq and is a predicted model, not a curated record. Gene Ontology annotation, molecular function: ribosome binding; translation initiation factor activity; mRNA binding. Gene Ontology annotation, biological process: translational initiation. The transcript has 2 exons.
AUGAGCGAAUUGCUUAUUAGAUCAAAAAGUGGUAUAAAAUUGUAUAAAUUUGAUAAAAAUGAAAAUAAAUAUGAUAGUAAAAUAAUCUUCGAAUAUGACGGUUGUAUACAUGAUGCUAUUUGGUCUUAUGAUGGCAAUUCUUUUUUAAUUUUACAUUCAGUAGAAGGAUUAUUAUUAAUUACAAAUUAUAGUGAAGAGAAUAAAAAAAUUAAUAAAAUUACUUGCUUAAAUAAAUAUAAACAAUUAUUUGAUUAUGAUAAUAUAAAAUUAAUAAAACACGUACAAUGGUCGCCUAAUAAUAAAUUUAUUGUUUUCUUCUUCCCAUAUGAAGAAAAUAAACAUGUAAAACUAGGAAACUUAUUACUUUGGAAUGUUAAAGAUAAUAAUGUUUUAUGUUCUUUUAAAAUAAAAAAAAAAAGUUGUAGUAAUUGGCCUAUUAUUAACUUUACUGAUGACGACGGUUAUUUUUUUUUACAGAAAAAAUCAGAAGUAUAUGUUUAUGAUACAUUACAACUAAUACAAAAUGGAAAUAUUGAUAACUUAGAAAAUUCUGAUGUUCCUAUUAAUUAUAUUUAUUCAUGGAAUCAACCAAAUAUUAUAAGUAUAUAUUUAUCUUCAUAUAUUGAUGAAAAACAAUUUAGAUAUUUUGUUGCACACACAAAAAAUAAUUUUUUGGGAGAUAUAUAUAUUUACAAAAUAGGAGGAUUAAUUAAUAAAAAUCAAAAAAAAAAAAAAGAAAAUGAAACAAGUAUAAUUACGAAUACUACUAAUAUAAAAAUUGAAGGUAUAAAUGAUAAAAAUGAUGAGUCAAAUAAUGUAAAUGAAAAUAGUGUAAAUGAUGAUAAUACUAUAAAUAAUAAUAAUAAUAAUGGAGGUGAUAUAAAAAAUAAUUCAGAUGAAAAAAAUUCUUGUUUAAACAAAGAUAUAAUUAAAAUGGAAUUACUCAUAAGAAAAAGUUUUGAUAAUUUAGAUAAUUUAAAUUGCAUGUGGUCAGAAAGUGGAAAGCAUGUAAUAUUGCUAGUUCAUACAAAUGACACAACAAAUAAAUCUUACGGCUAUCUAAGUAAUUGUUAUUACUGUUCUUUGAUUUCAAAUAAUUUUUCUAUAAAAAGAAUAAAUGAAAAUAUAGCUCAAGAUGUGAAAUGGAGCAAAACAAAAGAUGAAUUUUUAAUAAUAGAAGGAAAAUCAGAUAAUACUAUUUAUUUAUAUGAUCAUGAAUUAAACAUUAAAUGUAAAUUUCUUUCUCAAUAUAAAAAUACAAUUAAAUGGUGUCCUUUUGGAAAUAUGAUAGCAUUAGGAGGAUUUGGAAAUUUAGCAGGAGAUAUUAAUUUUUAUUAUAAAGAAAAAGAUGAUUCUGUUAUUUUAAUAAAAGAAUAUAGGGAAGCUUGUACUGUUUUGUGCGAUUGGUCAAAUGACGGUUUAUUAUUUAUGACAGCAUCUACAUAUCCUAGAAUGAAAGUUGAAAACACUUUUAAAAUUUAUACAUAUGAAGGUAAUUUAGUAAAUAGUUUUAAUUUUAAUGAGCUAUAUGAUGUGAAAUGGAAGAAUUCUCUACCCGGGUUCUUUAAAGAACCAAUUAAACCUAAAGCCAAUCUAAAAGAUAAUAAAAAAAGUGUUUAUAAAAUUAAAAAUAUGAAUGUAGAUAAUAAUAGUAAUAAUGAUAUAUAUGAAGAAAAAAAUUUAAAAAAAAAUAGAAACGAAAGUGAAAAAGAAAAAACGAAAAUAAAAAAAAUUAUUACUUCAAGUACUACUACUACUAAUACUGCUGCUACUAAUACUGCUGCUACUAAUAUUUCUACUACUUCAGGGACUACAGCUACAACUAAUAAUGCUAAUAGAAAGAAAAAAAUAGAAAAAAACAAAAAUGCAUAUGAUUGGGAUGUUGAUUGGAGAAAUAAGAAUAACGAUUCAAAAAAUAAUAAUAAUAAAAAUAUAGUAGAAUAUAUAAAUGAAAAACAAAACAAUAACGAUACAAGUAAUAAUAAAAAUUUAGAUUAUUUAGUUGAUAAACUAUGUAAAGAAGAUUUUAAAAUUGAUGAUAAUUUUUAUACUAAAUUAUAUAAUUAUGAAGAAUUAGACAAUAAGGAUAAUAAAAAACAAAAUUAUUAUCAAGAUAAUAGCGAUAAUCUAGAAGAACAGAAAAAACAAAAAAAAAAAAAAAAAGAAAAAGAUAAAGAGUAUAUUAAACAAAAUUUUCAGUUAAAACAAAUGAUAAAUAAUUUUGAUGAAGAUGAAAUUAACGAAAAAUUUCUCCUUAAUAAUAUCAAUUUAGAUAAGGAUAAACUAAUUUAUUUCAAUUAUUUAAAAAAUAAAGAUAAAAAUAGAGAUGAAGAAAUUGAAAAAUUGAACAGUAUUUAUAUAAAGGAUAUAAAUAAAAGCAAUUAUUAUAAAAAAGUUGAAGAACAAGAAGAUAAAAAAGUAGAAUGUCGUAAAGAAGAAAAAAGUCAAGAGAAAAAAAUUAAAAUGAAAGAAAAAGAAAAUAAAAGUUCUGGAAAUAAUUUAACUGAUGAACAAGAUAAAGAAAAAGAAAAGGAACAAGAAAAAAAAAAAAAGAAAGAAAACAAAAAUAAAAAAGGAAAAAAAAAAAAAAAUGAUGAUGAUAGUAACAACAAUAAUAUUAAUAAUAAUAGCAAUAACAUAAAAAAUGACAGCAAUCAUAGUCAUAAUAAUAAUAACAGUAAUAAUGAUAAUAUUAAUAUUACUAAUAAUAAUAAUAAUAUUACUAAUAAUAAUAAUAAUAUUAAUAAUAAUAAUAAUAAUAAUGAUAGCAAUACUAAUAAUAGUAAUGAUAGCAAUACUAAUAAUAAUAAUGAUAAUAAUAUUAAUAUUAAUAAUAAUAAUAGCAUUAAUUUAGAAGAAACAAAAAAUAGAGAAGAGGAAAAUAUUAAUAAUGUAAAUGAAUUUUCCAAUUUAUUUUUAAAAAUAAUGAAAUAUAAGAAUGAAUUAAAUGCUAAGCAAGAAAUAAAAAAUAAUGUAUUGUAUAAUAAUAAUCCAAAUGAAAAUAAAUAUUUUAAAAAUCAUGAUAAAGAUAUUAUGAAUAAUGAAAAUUGUAAGUAUAUAUCUAAUAAUAAUGAUAAUGUAAAUUUUAAAAUAGAUAUGAAUUUAAAUAAAAUGGAUAAUGACAACAUUAAUUUAUCAAAUGUUGAUAAUUCUAUAUUAAAUUAUAAUAAAUUACAUGUUUUUUCCAGGAACAGUAACCCUGAUUAUAUAAAUCAUAAAGUUAUAGAUACACAAAACAAUAACAAAAAUAAUAAUAUGAAUGAUAAUGCAGUUAUUAAUAAUGAAGAAUUUAUAAAGCAUUUAUCAAUUAUUAAGAAUGAAAAAAUUAAUAUGAAUGAUAAAAGUAUAAUAAACCAAUUAAAUAAUAACAGUUUAUUAAAUCAUUUAAUUAAUAAUAAGCAAAUCUUAAAUAAUAAUUAUAUGAGAGAUUUAUUAGAUAAUACACAAAAGCAGUCAAUACAAAAUGAAAAUAUUGAAAUGAAUAAUGAUUUUAAUAUAUAUAAUUCUUCAAAAAGCAAUAUAUGUAAUAAUUUAAAUCAACAAAACAUAAAUGAAAUGAAAAAUGUAAAUAAUUCAAGAUCGCUAUUUUAUUCAGAAAGUAAUUUAAAAAAUAAAGAUUUAAAUAAUGAGCAUAUAAAAAAUGGAGUAACUUAUGAAAAAAAUAUAGUUGAUAAUGAUAAUAAAAACGAGAAUUUAAAAAAUAUAAUGAAUUAUCAAUCAAAUGAAGAUUUAUUAAAUUUAUUUAAAAAGGUUUUACCUCAUGCAAAAGUAAAUAUAGUAUCAAAAAAUCAAAACACAUCGAUGUAUGAUCAUAAUAAUUUACAAAAUGUAAACAGAAAUGUGCCAAGAAAUAUAGACAUGUAUAAUGAAUAUGUACAACAAAUGAAUUUUAAAAGAGAAUCAAUCGAUUCUAACUUUGAAAAAAAGAAAGAUAAUAAUAACGCUUCUAUUAACGAAAUGAAAACGGAAAUAAACGGUAUAAAUGAAUAUAAUAAAGAACAUUAUAUAAAGGAUUUGCUACUAAAACAAAAUAGAUUAAAUCAAAAUAAUGCAUAUUUAAAUAAUAAAGAAGAAAAAGUGCUAAAUAAAACAGAUAUUCCCUUAAAUUUAAAAAUCCAAUUAGAUAAUUUAGAUUUUUGUGAAUUAUUAAAAUGCUAUCAUUCUCUAAAUAUACAACAAAUACAAAUAAAAUUAUAUUGGAUACAUCAUAAAAUUCAAACAUGUGAGCAUAGUAAUGUAGUAGCCAAUAUGUUGGAUAAUUUUAAUAAGGAAAAAAAAAUAAUAAGUAAAUUAAAAGAAAUAAGAUUAAUAUUAAAUUAUGCAAAUGAUUUAUUGAGAGAAAAAUUUUCAAAUAAUAAAGCUAAAUAUCAAUCUUUAUUACAACAAUUUAUAGUUAUAUUAAAACAUCAUGAUAAUUUAUAUCAACAAAAAAAAGAAAAAAUAAUUAGUGAAAAUUAUAACAAUCAACAAAUUAUACAUUUUAUAUAUAAUAUUGAGAAACUAAUAGAAAAAAAUAUAAUGAAUGAAGAAUGCAAUCAAAGUAAUAUAAAUGAUUUUAUUUCAUCAGAUAAUAAAUUAAUCAACAAUAGUAAUGGUAACAAUAAUAAUAAUAAUAAAAUUGGCAAUAUCCCAAUCAAAAAUGUUAACAAUUUAGAACUUCAAAAAAAAUUAAUAAUACAAAAAAUGAAUGAACAUUUCAUGAAUAUCAAUGCAAGUGAAGAACAAAAGAUUAUUUUUUUAAAUAAAUUAAAUUUAAGUGAUGCACAAAAAAAAUAUAUAUUAAAUAAAAUGAAUUUAAAUGAACAAAAUACUAAUUUCUUAAAUCAUACAGAUAUAAAAAAUCAAGAGAAUAUUAAUUACUCAAAUGAAAAUUUACGAUUAGAAAAAUCAAAUUAUAAUAAUAAUUUAAAUUCAAACUAUUUUGAUAUGAAUGAUGAUGAUAAUCCCUCUCCUCUUUUAAGCAUUAUAAAUAAAUCUUAUGAUAAUAAAGUUAAUAGAGAGGUUGAUGAAGUAAACAAUGAUAAUCAAAAAAAUUUAGCAAAAAAAUAUCUUUUACUUGAUAUGUUAAAAAAUAAAAAUAAAAAUGAAUCAGAAAAUAAUGAUCAUUUAAAUGAAGAUUACAUUGGUAUGAAGCAUUUAUCAAGAAAAAUAGAUAAUUCUUUACAAACAAAUAAUUACAAUCUUCAAGAUGAAUUAGCACAAAAGCUAAAAAAUAUAGUGAACUUAUAUCAAAAAGAUCAACCACAUUCAAAUCAAAUUGAUCAAAUGAAUUAUUCAUAUCAAACUAAUCAGUUAGAACAAAUUACAUACCCUAGUCAUAUAAAUCAACAACCAGAACAAAGAAAUCAUUCUGAUCAAAUAUGCAAUCAACACGACCCAAUAAGCCACUCUGAUCAGUUAAAACAAGAACAGUUAAGUAAACAAUAUCAUUUUUCUUCACAACAAAAAGAUUUUAUAAAUUAUAGUAAUUUUAAUUCAUUGAAUAAGAAUGUUAAUAUAAAUGCUAAUAAUUUAAAUCAAAAUAGUUACUUUUCUCAGUCAAGAGAUGAUAGUAAGAAUAUAAAUGCAUAUUUAAGAAUAUUAAAUAAUGAAAAUAUGUUAGUUAAUCAAAAAAAUAGGAAUGAUAAUUCUAAUUCUAAGAUUUUGAGUAUAAGAAAUAUAAUAGAUGAACAAAAGGUUAUAGAUAAUAGUGAGAUACAUCAUGAUUAUUUAAUGAAUGAUCAAAAUAAAAAUUCAAAAUUUUAUUUUAUGAAUCAGAACGGCGAAAAUUCAAUAAAUAAUCAUCAUUCUCAGCCACUUCUCAAUAAAAUGCCAAAUAAGUAUAAAAUAAGUACUGGUAACAAACCUUUUAAUAAUACACCUGAGAAAAAACCUACAAGUAAUAUUUUAGAAAUAGAAGAAACAAAAAGGCCAGAUGCCUUAAGGGAUAAAUGUUGGCAGUAUGUUGAUCCUAAAGGAGUUGUACAAGGUCCCUUUUUUUUAGAUGAAAUGAGGGUUUGGAGUGAAAUGGGAUACUUUGAACCUAUGCUACCUGUACGAUGUUGUGAUUCUGAUCGUUUUGUUGCAUUAAAUAAGUUAUUUCCCCCACCUCAUAAACCUUUUACCAUUGUACCAAAGCCUCAGCCAAUAUUACAAUGGGAAGAAGAAAUAUUAUAA